GCCAGUGGUUUUUCUACUCUCUGUUCGUUUCCUCAGUUUAUUAAUCUUGACAAGUCAAGUGUUCCCCUUCUAUAAAAGAAACACCUUCACAGCAAUUGUUCCCUCAAUCUAAAAUACUGUAAGAGAUCAAGCCCAUUACACACAAAGUCGCACUACUAUUAUCAAGUAUCAGUAUUUUUUGUCAUCUAGAUAGCAAAGCAAAAGUUUCCUUCAAAAACAAUUAAGAUAAUGAGUUCAGCAAGCAAAGCUUGGACCGUGGCAGCCAGUGUUGGAGUUGUGGAGGCCUUGAAGGAUCAGGGCUUGUGCAGGUGGAAUAAUGCUUUAAGAUCAGCUCAACAUCAUGUCAAAAACCAGGUGAGAUCAUUGUCUCAGACAAAGAAGCUUUCUUCCUCCUCUUCUGCUAUGAUUUCAAGAAGAUUGAAGGAAGAGGAAGCAAAACAAUCAGAGGAAUCCUUGAGGACAGUGAUGUACUUAAGCUGCUGGGGUCCCAACUAGAGAGUCAUUUAGAAAAAAAUUAUGUCUUUGGUUGAAGCUGCCACAAGAAAAGGUGGGGCUGAGAUUU
Messenger RNA from Abrus precatorius (Indian licorice), 562 nucleotides. RefSeq lists its product as uncharacterized. NCBI's taxonomy places the organism in Eukaryota, Viridiplantae, Streptophyta, Magnoliopsida, Fabales, Fabaceae. The transcript has a single exon. Bases 229 to 495 code for a protein of 88 amino acids. The record is from RefSeq and is a predicted model, not a curated record.